UCCUGAGACCUAGACGCCACAUUCUUCCUCUCCCUUUCCUUAAAAAAAAAAAGAGAGAGAGAAGAGAAGACAAGAGAAGAGAGAGAAGAAGAAGAACAAGAAGAAUCACGACUUUUGGCGCCAUUUUUUUUUUCUCUCGGGAAGUCUCCGACGUCAAAAAUCUUGGGUUUUGCUUCUUCGAGAACGACUUCGAGGACGACUCAUCUCGCCAUGGCCACGGGAGUCGUUGCCAUGGCAGCGAGACGCCUGAAGGUCGUUCUUGUCGUGUUUGCGUUGGUCGUCUUCGCUGCCGGUGGGGUCGAGGCCGGCGUGGCAGCCAGGAGCGGGAUGUGUGCACUCUACGGCGGUCGCUGCCUCCCCUCUGACGCCUGGGUGUGCCACGCCCUCGGGAGACCUGGGGCGUGCGGUGGCGGAAGCGACGUGUGCUGUGAUGAAUGCCCCUUCAAAACACGCUCUCAAUGCUUGCAAAACAACGGCAUCUGCAAAUCCAGCUGCGCCCCCGACGAGCAAGCGUUGCAGGGCGGUUGCAGAGGAGAAAGCUGCAUCUGCUGCGCCUCCUGCAGGAUCACGCCGGGAUGCCAGGCGAGGGGCGGCUCCUGCGUGAAGGGCGUGGCAGAUUGUCCUUCGGGAUUCGUCGACGCCGCCGGCUGUGAGGGAGAGCAGUGCAUGUGCUGUCUGCCACCACCUGGAACGACCACGGAGGCGCCACCAGUCUGCAGUGGUGUAAAAGAAAUCAACUCAACCUACGGGGUCAUCAGCAUGGGGUCAGAGGUCAGCCUAUACGAGAGCAACCUGGACUGCGAGUGGCGAAUCGAGGUCAGCCCGGGUCAUGAGCUGACCUUGGUGUGGCUGAGGCUCAGCAUCGAGUACCAGACUGAGUGUAGUUUCGAUUUUGUGGAGUUGGAGGUCCAGGGAGGAAGCGGAGAGAGCUCGAAAUACUGCGGCUAUGAUAUCCCUUCGCCUCCAACGACCACGCAUACGAACCCAGUAAUCGUUCGGUUCCACUCCGAUUCUUCGGUUACUAGCACUGGCUUCGUCUUGCUUCAUUACGUCACACCGACUGGACGGGAGAUGUCGACGCCGCCCUACGUCACGCCCCCUCCUCCACCCACCCCCCCCCCCCUCCCGCUCUUCUGCAACGGAUCGUACGAGAUGAGCGGUUCCUCGGGCGACCUCAGGACCUCCAUCCUGGGCUUCUACGAGAACGACAUGGACUGCGCGUGGAGGGUGUCGACGCCGGGGAAUUCCCUGGUCCACCUCCACUUCGAGAGCUUCGACCUGGAGAACUCGACCGGGAUUUGCGUCUACGACUACCUGGAGGUGGAGGACUUGUCGGUGCCUGGUCUCAGUCUCUCGGGAGGUCGUCUGUGCGGCAGCGAAGUCCCGGGCGACAUCACGUCCGUCAGCAACCGGGUCGUGGUCAGGUUCCACUCCGAUUCCUCCGUCGUUGGCCGCGGCUUCGUCAUCCACUUCGAUGCCGUGUUCGAACCGCCUCCACCGCCGCCACUCGUCUGCAACGGAACAUAUGAGAUGAACGGCGUCGCUGGCUACAUCAGACCGACCUACAACGGUACUUACGAGAACGACAUGGACUGCGAGUGAGGUGAGGACGCCCUGGAACUCCCUGUCCGCUUCACUUCGAGAGCUUC
This is a messenger RNA of Penaeus vannamei (Pacific white shrimp), 1649 nucleotides long. Lineage: Eukaryota; Metazoa; Arthropoda; Malacostraca; Decapoda; Penaeidae. The record is from RefSeq and is a predicted model, not a curated record.